GCAGAAAAUCCCCUGAGCUUGGCACCCCAGUCCCUCCAGCAGUACAUGAUGGCAUCUGAUAGUUUCCCCGCGCACCCACGCUGGUGCCACGGGUUUCAUCGCCGUCAAUGGUUUUGAACCAAUGAAGUUGAAGUCCCUUAAAAAGACGGACAGCCCACCCUCGUGGGAACUAUAGAGUUUGUGGACAGAUUUCUAUUGGGUUCAUAGUGGCGUAAUGCCCGCAGACUCCUGCGAGUUCCCCUAAGUUCUUAGAGGACCGCUUUGCCUUUUGAAUCAGAGAGUUGCAAAGUUCGAUAAAGAAUGGCCCUUGUGGAUAAGCACAAAGUCAAGCGACAGCGAUUGGACAGAAUUUGUGAAGGAAACGCGCAGUCGGCUGCGCCUGCCGUCUCGGAAGGGCCGGGACGCCGCCGGGCCGGGGGUUGAUGUGUGAAACGGAAGAUUUGUGAGGAGAGGCUGACGCCCCUGCCCGGGCCGCCGUCGCCGUGCGCCCAUGCCGGUGCCCAGCAGGCAUGUCAGCAUCGGCCGCUCUCAGAGCUGGGACGCCGCCGGGUGGUACGAGGGCCCCUGGGAGGCGGCGGAGGCUCCGGGCCGCAGCGGCGCCCCGACGGACGGAGGCCGGGACGGGCCCUGGUGCGCGCCCGCGCCCGACUUCUGCCGCGAGGCCCUCUACGGCCCGGCGGCCGGAAGGAAGAGCUCCGUCCCCGACUUCGCCUUUUACGACAGCAGGCAGGCCGUGCUGUCCGCCCGGGGCGCCAUGCUGCCGCGGGACUACUACGGCGACCCUGCCGGAGCCCCUCGGGCGCCCCGAGAGCCGCGUCCCCACCGGGACCCCGGCGUCAGCCGGCCGCUGCCCGGCUACGGGGUGCUUGGCGGCAGGAUGACAUGGGAGCAGGUGCAAGGCCGGGCCCCCGCCCUGCAGGACGCAGGUCACCUGUACCGGGAUCCUGGAGGUAAAACGGUCGCGCCGGGGCAGCGGACGCAGAGCAGGGCCCCGUCGCCCGUGCGCUACGCCGGGGAGCUGGCCGAUGGCAGGUAUGGGGUCGACGUUGCCGCCUACGCCGCUGGCCAAGCCUACAACGAUGCGGGCGACAGGCCUGUGGACCCCGCCCCUGCCAGGCAGGCAGCGCCCACCUGCCUGGUCGUGGACUCCACCGGGACUGCGGCCUCCGAGAGUGGCGCAGGGGCGGCCCCAGGCGCCCUGAAUCGAGGCUACGGGCAGGAACAGGUCCCUUCCAAGAUGUCUUACGAGAAUUGUGAGGCCGACCUGUCCACCUUCCAGGGGCCCGGGGGCAAGAGGAGCCUGCUGCCCGAGUUCCUGGCCCUCCUCCGAGCUGAGGGCGUGGCAGAGGCCACGCUGGUGGCCCUGCUACAGCAGGGCUUCGACUCCCCGGCCGUCCUGGCCACCAUGGAGGAUGCGGACAUCAAGUGCGUCGCGCCCAACCUGGGCCAGGCCCGCGUCCUGGGCCGUCUGGCCAGCAGCUGCAGGACUGAGAUGCAGCUACGGAGGCAGGGCCGGGUGGGGCCCCUGCCCCGGACACGCUCCAACAGCUUCAGCCACCAAAGCGAGCUCCACGGUGACUUGUCCUCUCUGCAGCCCCAGCCUGUCGGUCCCCUGCAGGCGGCGUCACCCCGGGCUGGAGACCUGGCUCGCCGCCCCUCCAGUGCACCAUCACAGCACCUCCUGGAGACCGCGGCUGCCUACUCUGCUCCUGCGGGGGGUGCCCAAGCCUCCCAUUUCGCCUCCAACUCUGGGUACAGCUCUCCCACCCCUUGCGCCCUGACAGCACGGCUGGGCCCCACGUACCCCCCACAUGCUGGAGUGGCCUUGAUUAACCCAGGCCCCGGGGCGCACCUUCACCCAGGCCCCAGAACAGCCUACUCCACGGCAUACACCGUCCCCAUGGAACUGCUGAAGCGGGAACGGAACCUGGCCGCGUCUCCCCUGCCCAGCCCCUACGGCAGCCCCCAGCUCCUGCGGAAGCCCGGUGUCCCUGUGGAGCCGUCCACCCUGCCGCCAGCCAGCCAGAGCCUCCACGCGCCUCACUCGCCCUACCAGAAGGUGGCCCGGCGGACAGGAGCCCCCAUCAUCAUGUCUACCAUGCUUGCUCCGGAACCAAGUAUCCGCCCCCAGAUCAUGAACGGCCCCCUGCACCCCCGCCCCCUGGUGGCGCUGCUGGACGGCAGAGACUGCACCGUGGAGAUGCCCAUCCUGAAGGACCUGGCCACCGUGGCCUUCUGUGAUGCACAGUCCACUCAGGAGAUCCACGAGAAGGUUUUAAAUGAAGCCGUCGGCGCCAUGAUGUACCACACCAUCACCCUCACCAGGGAGGACCUGGAGAAGUUCAAGGCCCUGCGAGUGAUCGUGCGGAUAGGCAGCGGCUACGACAAUGUCGACAUCAAGGCUGCCGGGGAGCUGGGGAUCGCUGUGUGCAACAUCCCAUCGGCAGCAGUGGAGGAAACAGCCGACUCCACCAUCUGCCACAUCCUCAACCUGUACCGGAGGAACACGUGGCUGUACCAGGCCCUGCGGGAGGGCACGCGGGUGCAGAGCGUCGAGCAGAUCCGGGAGGUCGCCUCCGGAGCGGCCCGCAUCCGUGGGGAGACGCUGGGCCUCAUCGGCUUUGGUCGCACAGGGCAGGCGGUCGCUGUUCGAGCCAAGGCCUUUGGAUUCAGCGUCAUCUUUUAUGACCCCUACUUGCAGGAUGGGAUAGAGCGGUCCCUGGGCGUGCAGAGGGUAUACACCCUGCAGGACUUACUGUAUCAGAGUGACUGCGUCUCCUUGCACUGUAAUCUCAACGAGCAUAACCACCAUCUCAUCAAUGACUUUACUAUAAAGCAGAUGAGGCAAGGCGCCUUCCUGGUGAACGCAGCCCGCGGAGGGCUGGUGGACGAGAAGGCUUUAGCCCAGGCGCUCAAGGAAGGCAGGAUACGAGGGGCGGCCCUCGACGUGCAUGAGUCGGAGCCUUUCAGCUUUGCUCAGGGUCCCUUGAAAGACGCACCGAAUCUCAUCUGCACGCCCCACACAGCCUGGUACAGUGAGCAGGCCUCGCUAGAGAUGCGGGAGGCAGCUGCCACGGAGAUCCGCCGGGCAAUCACAGGUCGCAUCCCAGAAAGCUUAAGAAACUGUGUGAACAAGGAAUUCUUUGUCACCACAGCUCCCUGGUCAGUAAUAGAUCAGCAGGCUAUUCAUCCUGAGCUCAAUGGUGCCACCUACAGAUACCCGCCAGGCAUCGUGGGCGUGGCUCCAGGAGGACUUCCUGCCGCCAUGGAAGGGAUCAUUCCCGGAGGCAUCCCUGUGACUCACAACCUCCCCACAGUGGCACACCCUUCCCAAGCUCCCUCUCCCAACCAGCCCACAAAACACGGGGACAAUCGAGAGCACCCCAACGAGCAAUAGCAGAGAAUGACAAAAGGUCAUCAUUCAGAUAAACCUGGGACCAAGAGACAGUGAAAACUAGAUGAACUAAGAGGAGAGGAAUUGGACAGACAGUCUUUGAAACUGGUUCUGGACAUAUGCAUCACUGACUUUGCAGUGUUAAAACUACACAAGAGCUAGAAGCCGAGACGUGGGGAAACUGAAGAGGCCGUCUACUUACGGAAGCGCUGAAAGACUAGGACGUGGUUUAUUAACGACCAACUUCUGUUAUUGUGUGUUAAGUUUUUCAUCUGUGCAUCAAAUCACAAAGAAUAAAUAGAUUUUUCCUUUAUCAGUCCCUUGGGCACAGCAGGUCCUCAACACCUUGCUCUAGAAUGUUGCAUCAAGAGUUCCAAACAUCCAAAUAAAAAAUCUUAAGAGGAAAUCCCCAUCCUGUGACUCUAGUCCCUUCAGUCCACAGGGGCUGGUUACCUCUUUUGCUAAUAGGAAGAUUAAAUUACUCCAAAACAGGGAGAAAACUGUUUGCCUGUUAGACAACUCCAAGCAUAGGAUUGAAGACAGUACAGAGAAGUCUCCCAUCUGAACUGCAUACUGAGCAGGCAAGUUGCUUGUAAGUUCAGUGAUACCCUCUGACGAUGCAAAAAAAAGUAUUAAGUUUCACAAGCUGUUUGUACUCAAAUAUAUUUUCUCAGUUCAGAUCCUCAGCUAUUUUAUUGAGUGGAAAGUCUUGAACUGAAAGGGUUCAAGAAGAAUAAUGUUGCAUUUCCUUAUGUCUCAGGAAACACUUUUUAUGGUAACUUGUCAGAUUGUCUAUGAACAAACCCACUUUUUUAGACAUUGAUAAAGUCUUCUUUUCUUCACGUGAUAUUUUAUACAAGAACACUUCAGGUGUGUUAUUAGAUGUGACUGAUUUUAACAAAUCCUAUUAGAUUUGUAUCAACUAGUUACAUGUUAUAUUCAUAGUCUUUUGUGAAUCAUUGCCUUUUUGUUUAAAAGAUGGCCUAUUUUGAGCCUUUGUAUAGGUACAUUCCUGUUUUUGUGACAAAAAAAAAAAAACCUUUAAAACUGUCCCAAACAGAAAAAUAAUGGCUAUCAGAAAUAUGUUUUGUUUUAGUGUGAGUUACCGUUACUGUAUUUGUUUAUUGUAAAGGUGGACAUUUAGCGUUCAGUGCAGUUUUCAAUAAAAAGUAAUAAAAAUUUGUUAA
This is a messenger RNA of Hipposideros armiger (great roundleaf bat), 4581 nucleotides long. It is a transcript of the gene CTBP2, whose product is annotated as C-terminal binding protein 2. The transcript is spliced from 12 exons. Gene Ontology annotation, molecular function: oxidoreductase activity, acting on the CH-OH group of donors, NAD or NADP as acceptor; transcription coactivator activity; DNA-binding transcription factor binding. The record is from RefSeq and is a predicted model, not a curated record. Lineage: Eukaryota; Metazoa; Chordata; Mammalia; Chiroptera; Hipposideridae. Bases 491 to 3397 code for a protein of 968 amino acids. Gene Ontology annotation, cellular component: nucleus. Gene Ontology annotation, biological process: regulation of transcription by RNA polymerase II.